CCAAUUUUAGGAUCGUUUGCUAUCGCGCUAGGGUUUCCGCAGGGUACGAGGAUUCCCUCAGAAUCAACCAAGAUCUCGAGGUAUGCGAUUUCUAUCAAAUAGGCUCCUUCGUAUCUGCAGAUCUCUUUCUUUCCAUUCUCUGGCGCGAACUUCAAUCGCUUCUGGCUUUCGAAGGUUCUCAUUUGCAUGCGGACUGAGGAUCAUCUUGCCCGAUCAAGUGAAGUGAAAAAUGAAUAUUUGUUUUAUGAUAGCGGUAUACGUUGGUUAUGACUUAGAGGUUGAGUUUUGGUAUUCAUGCAGUUUAUGUGUAUCUUCGCAUGAAUUAAAUCAAUCCCUGUGCUGCAGAUACUUCUAUAGUCUGUUAAUUUUGCAAAAUUAGAUCGAAUUGCUUCUGUUCAUUCGCACUUUUUAUGCAAAGAAAUUCUCUUUUUAGAAAAGGAAAUUGUUUGCCAUUAGAUUUGUCAUAACUUUCAUGUUGUUUGAUCCAAAUGUGAAUAUUGUUCUAUAGUGGAUAUUUGUUCUAGAAGAUAAAACCCUGACAUUUAAAGCAAUGGCUGGACGUCGAAACAACAAUGGAAAAAGAUCUUAUUCUCACUCUGAUCAUUCUGAAAAUGAACGAAGCAAGAGAAGAAAUCCUGGUGAAGAAAGAGACACCUACAUUCCUGGGCCUGAGGACUGUGUUUUCCGUUAUUUGUGUCCAGGAAAGAAGAUAGGAAGCAUCAUUGGGAGGGGUGGUGAGAUUGUGAAGCAAUUGAGAUCUGAAACACAAGCUAAAAUUAGAAUUGGGGACACUGUACGUGGUUGUGAUGAGCGUGCCAUAACCAUUUUUAGCACAGGGGAAGAAACAAAUACCCUUGAAGAUAUUGAUGAGAAAGUCUGUCCUGCACAAGAUGCUCUAUUCAAGGUCCAUGAUCGACUUGUUACUGAUGACGUAGUGGGUGAUGAAGAUAAUGAUGGUGACAGUCCUCAAGUUACUGCUCGACUACUUGUGCCAUCUGAUCAGAUUGGGAGUAUCAUUGGGAAGGGAGGACAAAUCAUUCAAGGUAUUCGUAGUGAGACUGGUGCUCAAGUACGGAUUCUUAAGAAUGAUCGUCUCCCAGCUUGUGCCAUUAGUGGUGAUGAACUACUCCAGAUUAAUGGAGAAGCAUCAGUUGUGAAGAAGGCUCUUUUUCAAAUUUCAUCUCGUCUCCAUGGUAAUCCAUCCCGGUCACACCACCUUCUUUUUGCCACUUCACCCUCAGCGUUCCCUGGCCCAAAUCAGUUUGGAGUCUCAAGCACUGCGGGUCCAGUAAUUGGUAUUGGCCCUUUGGUAGGUUCUUAUAGAGGUUAUAAAGGAGAAGCAACAGUAGACUGGCUUUACCCACCUGCUAGAGAUGAAGGUGCUGCCAAGGAGUUCAGCUUACGUCUCCUCUGUCCUUCUGCAAAUAUUGGAGGUGUAAUAGGAAAAAAUGGUGUUAUCAUUAACCAGAUAAGGCAGGAAUCCGGAGCAUCUGUUAAAGUAGAUAGUAACUCUGCUGAAGAUGACUGCAUAAUCACAAUUUCUGCUAAAGAGUUCUUCGAUGAUCCAAUCUCUCCUGCAAUAGAUGCUGCAGUCCGCUUGCAGCCCCGGUGUAGUGAAAAAGAAUCUGCUGAACCUUCAUAUACCACCCGCCUUCUAGUAUCCACAUUGCAGAUUGGUUGCUUGAUUGGUAAAGCAGGAUCAAUCAUCUCUGAGAUGAGGAGGACCACACGAGCAAAUAUACGGGUGCUUUCAAAAGAAAAUGUUCCAAAAGUUGCUUCUGAUGAUGAUGAGAUGGUUCAGAUUAGUGGAGAGAUUGACAUUGCAAGAAAUGCUCUUGUUUGUGUGACAACUCGUCUGAAAGCCAAUUUGUUUGAAAGAAGAGAGAACACAUUAUCUACACAUGUCUCUUCUGCUCCUCACCAUCGUUUCCCUACUGAUGCUUAUGAUGGGUCAAAAUAUUAUGGAGGUAGGGAUAGUAAGGUGCAUGGCCGUGGGUUUUCAGAUUCCAAAGGAUAUGGUACUUCCCGUGAUUUGCUGCCCUCCGAUGCUUUUGGAGAUUAUGGUGGUUCUCAGGGUGGUGGUAGCAGCUACAGUUCAUAUGAUGGAUACUCGCGUUAUGGUAGCACUGGGUUAUCGGGUCCUAACAGAUAUUCCCAUGGGAAACAUCAUGAUUAUUAAAACUUCAGUGAGUAGGACAGACAGUUUAGGUCUCAGAAGCCUGGAGCCAGCCUAUAUAUGAAGCCUCGAGCCUAGACCAGAUGACCAGAUGUUCAAGUCUGUCUCCUCCUACCUGCCCCUUUCUUUGCAUAACCAUUGGCCUAAGCUUGAAGCCCCCCUCCUAUCGAGCAUUGUUUUAGGGAUUACUUUGACUGUGUGUAUAUUGAAACUCCACUCUCCUCUGUUGGUGAUCACCGAGUAGUAUGCCAAAAUUUUAGAUGUUAUUUCUGAGAAUGGAUACCUUUUCUCGAAGGUGGCUACUGAACUGUAUAUUAUUGAUGUCCUAUGUCAACAUAUAGUUUUGCUUCCACCACUACCAUAUUGUCUGGGCAUUUAUUCUGUGUGAUUAGAUUAUUAGCUUACCUUUCUCCAUGUACCAUAUCUAGGAGAUUUAUAGAGAGAGCUUCAUAAAGUUGUGUUAAUUGCAUAUCAUGCUAGAUAUCCAUUAUUGCCUAUCCUGGUAUUUUAAAUCACACCAAUCAACCAGGUGAAUUACUUGUUUUGUUGGUGCAAUUUCUAGAUUAUAGUCGAUGCAUUUGUGACUCAUCUUAAAGCUCAGGCUAUUUAGUCAAUUCGCUUAUUGUUUGUCUUAUAUCUGACUGGUUUUACUUAUCUUGUACUGUAAUUUAUACUUUGAUCUGUUGUAAGUAAUUUGUACUGUUGAAGUUGAUGUAAUUAAUUUAUUAUCGUGUUGUUUUAUUAAAAAAAAAUUAUAUUGAAUCCCACGUGGCAUCCACGGUUUUUGUCCAUAGAUUUUGAUUCCUUUUACAAGUGGCUUGUCAAACAAAAAACCACUUGCCGCCCACAAUAAUGCUAAUGCAUGCAAAAUACCCCACACCAAAAAUAAACAAAUUAAGUACUCUGUAAAUCUAACUAUAAAUAACACUUCGAUGUCUCUCCAUUAUUAUCACUGAUUCCAAAAUCCUUCACCGAAAGAAAGCUCCUCAUGUUGUCACUGGGAGCCAGCUACGGCCACCUACACGUCCAACAAGAGCUCUUGAAGCAGAAGAUGAAGAGGAAGAAAAAGGAAAAGGAAAAGCAGAAGAAGAAGAAGAUAGAAGAGCAAAAGCAUAGUAAUACUAAUAAUCCUUCGCUUAAAAACGAAGGAAAAGAGACGACAUUUCUAUCUUCUGUUUUUUUAAAGAAUCUUUGUGUUUUUCAGCUCUUUUUAAGAAACUGAAUUUGUGUUCAGGUAAUUUUAGUUGCAGUUUGACUUUCCCAAUGUCUAGUCUGUCCGUGCAAACUAAUCUAAUCUAAUAAUAUAAAAAUAUUGAUGUUUGAAAAUA
Molecule: messenger RNA, 3504 nt
Organism: Zingiber officinale
Lineage: Eukaryota; Viridiplantae; Streptophyta; Magnoliopsida; Zingiberales; Zingiberaceae
Product: KH domain-containing protein HEN4-like
Exons: 7
Coding region: 551-2179 (542 amino acids)
Biological process (GO): regulation of gene expression
Cellular component (GO): nucleus; cytoplasm
Molecular function (GO): mRNA binding
Source: RefSeq, a predicted model, not a curated record